Syngnathus typhle (broad-nosed pipefish) is the source of this 787-nucleotide messenger RNA. Its product is annotated as MICOS complex subunit MIC26-like. The record is from RefSeq and is a predicted model, not a curated record. Gene Ontology annotation, cellular component: MICOS complex. The coding region runs from base 1 to 636 and encodes 211 amino acids. Gene Ontology annotation, biological process: cristae formation. Lineage: Eukaryota; Metazoa; Chordata; Actinopteri; Syngnathiformes; Syngnathidae. The transcript has a single exon.
AUGUCCCUCCUGUUUCGCCGUACUGGCCACGCAUGGCAACCAGGGAUCAUGUUGAAGGUGACAGGUAGACUCGUGGUCGGAGCUUUCAGUUUGGGGCCUGCCACCGUCUACGCCGCAGCUGGUGACGGAAAUAAACCCCAGCCUGCAAAAUUAAGCUGGGAAGACCUGUCUCUGUACGUUGCGCCGCAACAAGAGAAAGCCGCGCUCGAAGAGCCCGUCGCCGGGGAACUGGAGCAGUGUGUCGCCACCCUGCGGAAGCUCGCGGAGCCGUACACUACUUGGUGUCGGACAACGUACGACCGCAUCGAACCCAAAGUCCAGCUGGCGGGCGACUCUUGGGCGUUCGUCAAAAACCCACCGGGGGAUUUCCACGCUAAAGCCGGUAUCAUUGGUUGUACUGGCUUGCUGGGGCUGCUUCUCGCCAGACGCUCGCGGGUGAAAAGGGUCAUCUACCCGGUGGUCCUUAUGGCCACCACUGCCUCUCUGUAUUACCCGGAACGUGCAGUAGUCAUCGCCAGGUCCACCGAGGACACCCUCUACGAGAAAGCCGUGAACGGCUACGCCGCCGUGGAGAACUUCAUGAAGCCGCAAAACAAAAAGGCCGAGCCGGGCCUCGACUCUGCAGGGAAACGUUGAGGGAUGGUCGCCAAAGCAAGAAGACAAAAGCAGCUGCAGCAACCGGGUGCACUUGUUCCCUCCUGCAUUUUGUACCGAAAUAACUCAGGCUGGACAGUGAGAAUGUAUAUGAAUGCAGAGAAUUAAUAAAUAACCACAAAUUUCAAACUCA